Molecule: messenger RNA, 1083 nt
Organism: Drosophila navojoa
Lineage: Eukaryota; Metazoa; Arthropoda; Insecta; Diptera; Drosophilidae
Source: RefSeq, a predicted model, not a curated record
UCUAAAGCAAAUCACACAUUGAUCAUAAGCCAACAAAGAGCCGAACAAAAACUGACUGCCCCAGGGGUAUAAAACCGAACGGCUACACGCGGCGGCCGGUUAGUUAUAACGCGGACGCUGUCAUAAUCAAAAUGCUGAGAACAAUUCCGAUUUGGGCGCUGCUUCUAUGUAGCGUGGUCAUCGUGACGGAGGCGAAGCCGAUUUUCGUGAAGGUUUUUGCGCCGAUUGGUGGCUACUCCAGUGGCACGGUUAGUUCGACGGCAACGGUGGCGCCCGUCAACAACCAGCUGAUCUCCAACUUGAUUUCGCAGAAGAUACAAUUGCUGAACAGUUUUCUGCAGGCGAAGUCAUCCUUUGGUGGCUUUGGCAUCCGCAAGGAGAUCUCAUUCACAUCGGGCUCCACAACGACCACGGAGAGGCCGGUGACCGCGUCCACAUCAGAGGUAAACACAGAUUUUAUACCGGAUGUUAGUUCCAGCACUCAAUCUGUGUACACCACAACAACAGACGGUGAUCUUGAAACGCCGAAGCCUACAGUACAUCCCGUCAAGCCAAUUGCAACGUCAACGCCAGUGAUGCCCACGAAGAGCACCACCGAGUACCUCGUGGAGUCUUCGACGGGAUCUACCGAUGGCUACACCUAUCGCACGACCCCACGCCCCACGGCACCCACGCCCACACCCACACCCACUAGCGCUGGCUACACCUAUAAGACCCCCACGCCCAGCACCAUCUCCAGCACUGUUCCCUCCUACUACUUGCCCGCCUCUCGAUACUAAGUGUAUUGAUAUCUACCCAAAUGUACAUACUCGCAUGUGUGUAGAUAAAUAAGGUAUCUAAGUUAAGCGCAUCUAUCAACUGUCUAUCUAAUAAUUGAUUAUCAAUUCUAAUAGUUUCAUUAGAAUAUAUGUAUUUCAAAAUCUUUGUGAACAGAAUCAUGUUUUGCUCAGUGCGGAAGUGUUCAGACCUCACACUGCUCCUAUUGACUAUUGACAAUGGGUGGAUCUGUGGUUCGAUCAAUUAGCAUAAAAACCAGUUUUACUGAGAAGACGACAGCAGCACUAGAAGUAAAAAAAAAAAAAA